Messenger RNA from Leptinotarsa decemlineata (Colorado potato beetle), 1169 nucleotides. RefSeq lists its product as uncharacterized. The record is from RefSeq and is a predicted model, not a curated record. Lineage: Eukaryota; Metazoa; Arthropoda; Insecta; Coleoptera; Chrysomelidae.
CAUCAAACCGUCCAACAACCACAAUACUUCCAUUAACUACUCAAUUGGCCUCGCUGCCAACAAAAAAUCUUCCACGAAUGCCAAUCAAACAGCACAAAACAACAUCUACUGUGAUAAGGAAAACUUCUGUUUCACUGUCUCUACCAACUGAAUCAUUAUCAAACAUUGAGGAGACCACAACUAUGAAAAUACAGAGAAGAAGGAAACCAACUUCGAGUAAAUUAAACAAGUCCACAUCAAAAUCAAAAAGAAGAAGUAAGCCUACGAAACCUGCCAAUAUAAACACAAAAAACACCCUUUCAUCUUCCACUCAAAGAUUUAGUGAGUACUCAAUCUCUAAAAAGAAAACUGGGUCAUCUACUGAGUCAUAUUCGAGUUCCAAGAAACCAUCAAAAAGGAGAAGAAAGAAAAAACCACAAAAGUUUUCAACAACAACAACACUGCAACCAGUUGUUCACUUAAGACCAUUUAAAACCAGUAUCCAACAGCUGACCCCAUCAGAACCACCAAAAGUUACAAAAUCUGGUCUCUUGACAACAAUGCCAGAAAAGAAAAAGUCCACGGAGAAGUUUUUAAAUUCAUCAUUCACAAAUAUAUCAACAGCUCAAUUCCAGCCUUCUACAAAAAAGCCUUCAAAAAAAUUGAAGAAAAAGACGAAACAACGCAAGUCAACGAAAAAUUCAACUGUAACAGUUACCUCUAAAUCAAUACCUCAACUACUAGGAACAACACAAUCAGUUUCAACUACUACUUAUAAACAAAUACCGACCUAUGAAGAGUCUUUAAGUCACUUGUAUGUCACAAAAAAGUCCCCAUCAUUAAAACUUCCAACAACUUGGAUGACCUUCAACUCACCACUAAUCUCAGAAAAUCCACAAGUUCAAUCACCACCAACAACAAUAACAGCAUUGGAUGCUCCAUUCCCAUGUCCAUAUUAUCUGAAUAGACUAUUUUCACGAAGUACCUCAACAACGACAACAACUACAGCCAGUCCCACUCCUCCCAGUUCAUGCAAAUCGACAGGAAAGUAUCCAUCCCAAAACUGUCAUGAGUACUUUGAGUGUCUGAAAGUUAUGUGGUGGUACAGACUCAUGAUUCUGAAAUGCAAGAAAGGAGAAGGUUUCGACGCCACUUUAUUGCAAUGCAUACCUGAUGAGACUUGUGUGUGA